AUGGGCGAUGAGGCUGAUCAAUUCAAGUGGGGCGUAAAGACGGGUGUUGGUCAAAGACACAAAGCUGUCAUAUUCUACGACUCGUUUACUUAUAAAAGCGUUCAAUACUCGCUUUACGACUGUGCUUGGUUCUACAAUCCCGGUGAUGUCGAGACUAAUAUCUGUAAGAUUGUGAGGCUGUUCGAGACGCCGACCCACGAGAAAAAGGCAAGGGUUGUUUGGUUUUUUCGUCCUGGCGAGAUACGUCGAUUUUUGGGUGACGUUGAGCCAAAGUGGAACGAGCUACUUUUAGCAUCUGGGCAAGGAACGGGCCUUUCCAAUGUCGUUCAUCUGGAAGCAGUUGUUGCGAAAUGCAAUGUUAUCUGCACCUCAAAGGACACCAGAAAUCCUAGGCCCUCUGCAAAUGAGUUACAAAGAGCAGACUACGUUUUCUACCGUACUUUCGAUGUAAGUAAAAACUCAAUAUCAGAGAAGUUUGCAGAUGAGAUUUGUGGAAUUAAAGUGGAGUUAUUUUUUAACAGAAUGAAAGGUCAACGGUCAACUAAUCCUCCAAGUAACCAAGCGGAAUUAAAAAAGCCGGGUGAACACUUUGAUAUGUUUUCCAGUUCCAGGAUAGAAUUGAACAAAUGCGAAGCCAGUCCAUCCAGGAGUGGGCCAAGCAAAAAGAUGUCUGUGUUAAAAGAAUCAGACAAAGGCCUAUAUGAAAAUCCCAAGCUGAAAGGUUUUGCAGUUGAAAGUGGGACUGUGUCCUGCGUACAAGUUAAAGAUAAAUCUAAUGUGAGACCUUUUGAAGUUAGCUUAACUGAGAACGCAGAAGAUCCUCGACCUUACAAGAAGAGAACCAUUCUUCUAGAUGACAAAGGUUCCAUUAGUCAGAAAGGAGUAUCCACCAAGAGGGACAUUUUCGGAGCAGAGGCGUGUAAGAUUAUCGAAAAAGCAGGUGCUCAACUUGUAUCCAGAGAGGGUCUCAAAACUAACAAACAAGUUAUGGAAGUAACUAGAAGGCCUGAUGCUGAGAGGAGGAAUUGGUUUAAACAACUUCCUUGGGAAGUUAAACUGCAGAAAGCUCAAGAAGCAGGUACACUGGUCUUGCUAGAAAAUUUGGACCCGUCCUUUGCGUCAGUUGAAGUUGAGGAUCUAGUUUAUUGUGCCCUUGAAGAAAAGGUUGAUGCAAAGAUGAUACAGUAUAGCUCAUUUUCUAACCCGUUAUACGGCAAGGCUUUUGUUAUAUUCAAGUCACAAUCUGCGGCCGAAAAAGCAAUAUACGAGUUAAAUAGGAGAUAUCUGAUUAUAGCUGAUGGAAGACCUGUGACUGGCCGCAGAAGAAAUCUGAGAGUGCCCAGUAAAUCAACCAGUUUUCCUGGUCAUCUAGUUCUUGACAAACUUAAGUUUCAAAUGCAAUGCGAGGAGAUGAGAAAUGCGGUAUCAACUUCACACUGUUCCCAGCCGAAUACAGUUGAGUACGAUUUGGCCAUGCAGUGGCGUGAGCUACAGGCAAAGUCAGAUUUAUGGUGGAACGCUUUAUAUGAGGAACAAAGGAAGGAGAUAAAUGAAGUCAAGAGUCGGCUAAAACUCAAUCGUAAUGCGUUGCCUUUGUCAACGGUCUAACCACAUUUACGUAAGCUCACAAUCUUGCAACUGUAUGAUUGA
This is a messenger RNA of Morus notabilis, 1650 nucleotides long. RefSeq names its product protein ANTI-SILENCING 1. The coding region runs from base 1 to 1608 and encodes 535 amino acids. Lineage: Eukaryota; Viridiplantae; Streptophyta; Magnoliopsida; Rosales; Moraceae. The record is from RefSeq and is a predicted model, not a curated record. The transcript has 11 exons. Gene Ontology annotation, molecular function: RNA binding; chromatin binding.